AUGUAUNCGUCAGUCCAACUUGAAGCAACACAUCUGGUCGACGUGGUGAACAACACCGCGAACGACAUUGGCGUGUAGACUGACUGUCGGGGGGGGGGGGGUUCAGGAGAGACCCCUCUUUGCUUCUCGCUACUGCUGUUGUGUUGGGAAAAAGUCGGAUGGGAACGGAGUUUGCCCCUUGCCUGCUGGCGAGGAGUAGUCGUGGGGGCGCACCACGAAAUCCUUUGCACUCAGGUUUUCAGUCUUGAUCUUUUUUUCGUCGUGCAGGUUUUUCCCCCUCUGGGAAGUGGAGAGGGUAGAGGAAAACGUAACAUAGUCUAAACGUGAAAUGCUUUUUGUUUAUGUUUAUGUUUUUUUUUUAGCAGUAGUCCUCCGCUGUCACCUGGGAAGUUGAGGACUGGGAUAUAGGGGCCGUACGCAAGCACGCUUCAUGUUUUCAAGUCUUGGUUUAGUACCUUGAAACCGAGUCGAACGAAGGCAAACAGCAGUGUGCAAAUACAGAGACUCGCGCGGGUACCGAGGGUAAUGGCCGUCUGUAGUUACCC
Messenger RNA from Ectocarpus sp. CCAP 1310/34, 545 nucleotides. NCBI's taxonomy places the organism in Eukaryota, Phaeophyceae, Ectocarpales, Ectocarpaceae. The record is from the annotation of a GenBank genome assembly.